AUGACACACAUUAGUGCCUCUCAACCAUCUCCAGCAAAUUCCAUCGCUGGGCCAUCUCCAGCUCAGCCAGCCUCCCAAAUCCCAGAUUUCGAGGCUGUCCUGCGACGAGUCGAAACUUAUCUCGACCGUGCUUCUGCCGGCCGGCCGGUGAGCUUUGAGCUUAUCUCCAAGAACAUCCAGACACGCCAUCCACAUACCCGUACCAAAACAACUUCACUCGCGAGCUUUUGCAAAACAGCCCAAGUCUUCCCCAAAUCCAAGUCACUCCGAGAGGUAGCACUUGAGCUUUUCGAUAUCGCCGAGAAACUAGAACCCAAUGAGGACGAGUCGCAUUCGGAACACGGCGUAGAGCGAGCCAGGGUAACUCAAGGGUGGAUGCGAAUUGAGGCUGAGGAGAGGGCGGAGCAACUCGAAGAUGAGCUGGAAGAGAUGAGGGACGAGAUGAGCACCAGGAGGAGGGGACCCCGCUCCUCAGAUGUCCAGGGUGACGGACCGCAGGCGAUAGUAGUAGAGCUGAAAGAUGGCGCGAACGGUGCAGCAGGUCAUUCGGGUGAAGCCAGCGAUGAAAGACCAGCCCCUGUAGCUCCUGUCGCUCAGCCAGCUAUACCAGCACAGUCGUGGCAACCUCCCGCGCACGACCCUGCUGUCAUCCUGUAUGAUCAGGACGUAGAUUCUCCCCUCGUGCCAUCCACAUACCCUUACCAAGACGACCGCGCCCGCGAACUACUACAAAACGCCCAGGCCUUCCCCGAAGCUACCUCUCUUCGAAAGACAGCAUUAGAAAUAUUCGAUAUCGCCAGCAAACUUCAUCCUCACGGGCUCGCGUCCGACGAGGCUGUAAACCCUCCCGACGAUCAACCUUUGGAGAAUGCUGAAGCGGAGAGGUUUUGGCAGAUGUACCUUGUCAGCGAGCAGGCGAGGCAUUAUGAAACCCAAAUGCGGACUGAGGCCGAUUUGAGGGCGGAGAAAGCUGAAAAUCAAGUGGAUGAGUUGAAAGAUGAGGCAAAGGAGAUAGAUGAAUGGAAGGAGAGAGCCGAGAUCGCUGAAGUCAAGCUCGAAGAGGACACCUGGGCCAGUAUGAAGAGAAGAAGACUGGAAGCGUAUGACGAAAUAGGAUGGUGA
Cryptococcus wingfieldii CBS 7118 is the source of this 1122-nucleotide messenger RNA. RefSeq lists its product as hypothetical. The transcript is spliced from 4 exons. Lineage: Eukaryota; Fungi; Basidiomycota; Tremellomycetes; Tremellales; Cryptococcaceae. The coding region runs from base 1 to 1122 and encodes 373 amino acids. The record is from RefSeq and is a predicted model, not a curated record.